AUGUGUUGUUUGAAUGAUUGUGCAGAAAGUAAACCGGGGAAGCCGGCUUUGAACUGGGCCAGGAGACACAAGAUUGCGUUGGGAAUAGCGAGAGGACUUGCUUAUCUACACACCGGACAAGAAGCUCCCAUCAUCCACGGCAAUAUAAGAUCGAAAAACGUGCUGGUGGACGACUUCUUCUUCGCUAGGCUAACUGAGUUUGGGCUUGAUAAGAUCAUGGUGCAAGCGGUGGCGGAUGAGAUCGUCUCGCAGGCGAAAUCAGACGGAUACAAGGCGCCUGAGCUUCACAAGAUGAAGAAAUGCAAUCCGAGGAGCGAUGUUUACGCGUUUGGGAUCCUUCUUUUGGAGAUACUGAUGGGUAAGAAGCCUGGGAAGAGUGGGAGGAACGGUGGAGAGUAUGUUGAUCUGCCUUCUUUGGUUAAAGCCGCGGUGUUGGAGGAGACGACGAUGGAGGUUUUCGACUUGGAGGCGAUGAAAGGGAUCAGGAGUCCGAUGGAGGAAGGUUUGGUUCAUGCGUUGAAGCUGGCGAUGGGAUGCUGUGCUCCUGUUACGACGGUUAGACCGAGUAUGGAAGAGGUUGUGAAGCAGUUGGAAGAGAACAGGCCGAGGAAUAGAUCAGCGUUGUAUAGCCCUACGGAAACGAGGAGCGACGCUGAGACACCAUGCUGA
This is a messenger RNA of Brassica napus (rape), 669 nucleotides long. RefSeq names its product putative kinase-like protein TMKL1. The transcript has a single exon. Gene Ontology annotation, biological process: protein phosphorylation. Bases 1 to 669 code for a protein of 222 amino acids. NCBI's taxonomy places the organism in Eukaryota, Viridiplantae, Streptophyta, Magnoliopsida, Brassicales, Brassicaceae. Gene Ontology annotation, molecular function: protein tyrosine kinase activity; ATP binding. The record is from RefSeq and is a predicted model, not a curated record.